Molecule: messenger RNA, 1239 nt
Organism: Microstroma glucosiphilum
Lineage: Eukaryota; Fungi; Basidiomycota; Exobasidiomycetes; Microstromatales; Microstromataceae
Product: putative RPT3-26S proteasome regulatory subunit
Exons: 3
Coding region: 1-1239 (412 amino acids)
Biological process (GO): proteasome-mediated ubiquitin-dependent protein catabolic process
Cellular component (GO): proteasome regulatory particle, base subcomplex
Molecular function (GO): ATP hydrolysis activity; proteasome-activating activity; ATP binding
Source: RefSeq, a predicted model, not a curated record
AUGGAAGAGCUCGGCAUUACAGCCACCGACCCCACCUUGCUCCAAGCAGUCAAUGAGCAAACAAAGGUACACAAGGAGGCUCAACAAGAGGAGGAUACCUUUCUCCGCUUCAAGAAGCUCCAGCAACACCUCGAGUUUCUCGAUACCAUGACAGAAUAUGUCAAGGAAGAGCAAAGGAAUCUCAAGAGGGAGCUACUCAGAGCUUCAGAGGAGGUCAAGAGGAUCCAGUCUGUCCCCUUGGUCAUUGGCCAAUUCUUGGAGCCCAUAGAUGAGCACACCGGUAUUGUGGGGUCCACCACUGGAAGCAAUUCAGUCGUCAGGAUCCUGUCGACUUUGGAUCGGGAAUUGCUCAAGCCAAGCAGCUCCGUUGCUCUCCAUCGCCACUCUAAUGCUUUGGUCGACAUCCUCCCACCCGAGGCUGACUCCUCUAUCUCUCUACUUGGUCAGGACGAGAAGCCCACGGAGACAUACGCAGAUGUCGGAGGGCUGGAUAUUCAGAAGCAGGAGAUUAGAGAAGCCGUGGAGCUGCCCCUUGUGCAGUUCGACCUCUAUAGACAGAUUGGUAUCGAUCCACCUCGAGGAGUGCUCCUCUAUGGCCCUCCCGGAACAGGAAAGACGAUGCUGGUCAAGGCAGUCGCCAACGCCACUACUGCUUCCUUCAUUCGCGUCGUCGGCUCAGAAUUUGUUCAGAAGUACUUGGGUGAAGGGCCAAGGAUGGUCCGGGACGUCUUCAGGUUAGCUAGAGAGAAUGCUCCAGCAAUCAUCUUCAUUGAUGAGAUCGACGCCAUUGCCACGAAGCGUUUCGAUGCACAGACAGGAGCAGAUAGGGAAGUGCAGCGUAUCUUGUUGGAGCUGUUGAACCAGAUGGAUGGUUUCGAUCAGGACAGCAACGUCAAAGUUAUCAUGGCAACAAACAGAGCAGACACACUAGACCCAGCCCUCCUGCGUCCUGGUCGUCUCGACCGAAAGAUUGAAUUCCCCAAUCCUUCGCGUAGAGAGAAGCGACUCAUCUUCCAGACAAUUGCAGGCAAGAUGGCUCUUUCGCCCGAGGUGGAUCUAGAGGACUAUGUUAGCAGGCCGGAGAAGUUGAGCAGUGCCGACAUUGCUAGCAUCUGCCAAGCCGCUGGACUGCAGGCUGUGAGGAAGAACAGAUACGUCAUUCUGCCCGAGGACUUCGAGGAAGCUUGGAAGCAGACAGUCAAGAAGCCAGACACUGACAAGCCGGACUUCUACCGCUGA